Molecule: messenger RNA, 2010 nt
Organism: Fusarium coffeatum
Lineage: Eukaryota; Fungi; Ascomycota; Sordariomycetes; Hypocreales; Nectriaceae
Exons: 2
Coding region: 1-2010 (669 amino acids)
Biological process (GO): transmembrane transport
Cellular component (GO): membrane
Molecular function (GO): transmembrane transporter activity
Source: RefSeq, a predicted model, not a curated record
AUGGUUCACCAUAGACAUCACGAGUCUACGGUGCCUGGUGAGAUCCCUGUUCCGCAUGGUCCUGCAGACAGCGACUCUGAGCACAUCUCAAACGAGCCUAUCGCAUAUGCUACUGCCGAUGAGCGUCGCAUCUUCAGCCAUGUAACACGCCCAGAUGAUUCCUACACCGAGGAUGGCGUCUACUGGGCCGAUCUGCCUUUGUCUCAACGCUACCGCUUCGUUUCAAAGGUUGACAACGAUGCUGCUAAGGAAGAGGCCAGCACUGCUUGGUCAAUGUUCAAGGAAGACCCUCUGUCGCCUUUGUCCUGGUACUUUCGCCAUGCUGUCAUUCCUGGUGCCGGUCUUGGUCUCGAGGGAUACGUCCUCUUCUCUAUCGGUAACCUUGAACCUCUUUUCAAGGCUGUCUGGCCUGAAUGCUGGGGUAAGGAACCGACUACCUGCGCUCACAACUGGGUCGCCGCUGUCACAUACCUCGAGAUUAUUGGUAUCAUGGUAGGCCAGGCUGUCGUUGGUGUUAUGGGUGAUUGGGUUGGUCGACGAUGGGGUCUCAUUCAAGACGCCGCCAUCAUGUUUGUCGGUCUGCUCAUGCUCACUGCUUCCUGGGGUCUUACUCUCCAGGGCUGGGUCAUCUGCUACGCUUGGUCUCUUUUCUUCUACGGUUUCGGUGUUGGUGGCGAGUAUCCUAUCACAGCUACUUCGUCUCUGGAGGGCGUUUCUUCUGGUGGCAGAAUCUCCACCCGCGAGGAUCGUCUGCACCGUGGUCGUCGUGUUACCACGGCUUUCCUCAUGCAGGGUUGGGGUCAGUUCGUCAACCAGGUCAUUCUCAUUGCUCUCCUCGCCAUUUUCAACAACGGAAAGACAGCGCCCCCUUACAGCGCAUCUGCUGCCCAGUACACCUUCCGACUGUCCUUUGCGUUUCCCGCCAUUGGUACUCUUUGGCUCCUCUACUAUCGUACCUAUCGCAUGCGCAGCGCAGGUAAGCAGCUCGCUGAGGCUAAGAAGCGCUCAAACGUCACUGGUUACGAUAUGAACGCCCUUCGACACUGCUUUACCAACUUCGGCGGUCGCCUUCUGGCUACCUCUGGUACUUGGUUCUGCAACGAUGUCUUCUUCUACGGCAACAAGCUCUUCCAGGGUCAAUUCAUCAAGGUCAUCUCUCCCGAUAGCAACUCUAUCUUCACCACCUGGACCUGGAACCUAGUCAACAUCACCGUCUCUCUGGCCGGUUACUACCUCGCUUCUCUUCUGAUUGACAACAAGAUGUACGGCCGCAAGAUGAUGCAACAGGUUGGCUUCUUCAUGUGCUUCCUGAUGUUCGUCAUUCCCGCCUUCAAGUACGACUACUACACUAGCCCGGCUGGAAUUCACUCCUUCCAGGCCAUGUACUUCAUCUCGUCUUUCUUCAACCAGUUUGGCCCCAACUCGGUCACUUUCCUUGUCGCCGGCGAGGUAUUCCCUACGCCCAUUCGCGCUACAGCUCACGGCUUCUCCGCCUGCAUUGGCAAGUCUGGCGCUCUUCUCGCCUCUGUUCUCUACAACUACAUUGAUGACCAGACCAAGUUCUACGUCGUCCCUUGGUUCGGCCUUGCUGGCAUGCUUCUCACAUGGGUUUUCCUCCCUGACACCACUGGCCUCGAUCUUAAGGAGCAGGAGCGUCGCUGGUACUACAUUCGUGAUGGCAAGGAGAGCGAGUACCACGGCGUUGCUGUUAACCCUAUCCAUUUGUCUCUCUGGGAGCGUCUCCGAGGUCUUGGCAAGAACUACGACCCCGAGGCUGACUGGCAGGCAAAGGUUCAGGACAUGCGUACUGAGUGGGAGCUUGUCCAGGCCAACCGUGGCCCCAAGGAAACCGAAGGUGCUAUGCCUGAGGACGGCGAGUUCUCUGCUGAGAUCCAUGAGUUUUUCAAGCGCUCUAGCCCCAAGCACGUUGGUCGCCGAGACGAAUCUCUCAUGGUAGACUCGAUCAACGAGAAAACAGCAGCGCCCUCUGAUGAUUCCAACUCGAAAUGA